Molecule: messenger RNA, 1483 nt
Organism: Cololabis saira (Pacific saury)
Lineage: Eukaryota; Metazoa; Chordata; Actinopteri; Beloniformes; Belonidae
Gene: cacybp
Product: calcyclin binding protein
Exons: 6
Coding region: 98-781 (227 amino acids)
Biological process (GO): heart development
Cellular component (GO): nucleus
Molecular function (GO): ubiquitin protein ligase binding; S100 protein binding; tubulin binding
Source: RefSeq, a predicted model, not a curated record
CAGCCGCAAAUGAUAGCAGAGAAGCAGAGCAGCUCACCUCCUGGCGGAACCACAGACAGAACCAGCACAUCUGGCACAUCUGGCAAACAGCACGGACAUGGAUCGAGCAGAACAGAUCACUCAGCUGGAAGCUGACUUGGAGGAGCUGGGCUCCCUCUUGAAACAGGCCGAAAGGAAAAGAGUCCAGGAAGUCUUAAAACAGGAGCAGAAAAAGGUGGAGAAAGAGCUUGCAACCAAACGGCAACAGCAGGAGCAGCAGGCCAGGAGAGAGGCAGACCCGGCCGCAGCAUCUAAAGCCGCAUACACAGUGAAGAUCACCAGCUACGCGUGGGACCAGUCUGAGAAAUUUGUCAAAAUUUACAUCGCUUUGAAAAACGUGCACAAAAUUCCAUCAGAAAAUGUGGAGGUCAGCUUUACAGAGAGGUCAUUUUCUGUCCUGGUUAAGGAUCUAGAGGGCAAGAAUCAUCAGAUGACGAUUCUCAAUCUGUUACAACCAAUUGAUGAAAAGGACAGCAACACAAAGAUCAAAACAGACAUGGUCUUGGUCAUGUGCAAGAAGCAGACAGCAAAGAAGUGGGAGUUCCUAACAUCAGUGGAAAAACAAUCUAAAGAGAAAGAUAAACCCCCUGCUGGUGAGAAUGCAGACCCCAGCGACGGCCUGAUGACCAUGCUGAAGAAGAUUUACGAAGACGGGGAUGAUGACAUGAAAAGAACCAUCAACAAAGCCUGGUCAGAGUCCCAGGAGAAGAAGAUAAGAGGGGAAGACAUGAUGAACUUGUAGAUGUUGCUGCUUUUCAUAGCAGGACCAAACAAGAGCCAUGCUGGCUACAAGAGGCAUGACUUUAAUCUUAGAAACUAAAAUGAACAGAACCCAUUUAAAAGAAAAUGAAUGAAGAAUCCUAAAUGGCCUUAUUUUUUGCCCUGCUUAAAAAAAACCCUGGCAGGUACUGAUUAGUUAGUCCUGGACCAUAAUGCACAAUUUAUAUCACGUAUAAAUUAGUAUAGCAGUAUAGCCUUCCUUCCGGGCAUAGGAAUCUAAUGUCUUGUUGACAUCAAAUCUGAUAUUCAAGAUUAAAUCUGGCCCAUAUUCCAGUCAAUAUUGACAUCUAGAGGGCUCUGUAUUUUAUUUAUUUUUAUUUCCACAUCCAAUUUUUCAUUAUCAUUCCUUAAAAAAUCAAAUGAUGGCUGCAAGGAUGGUGGUACACUUGCAUCAGCGUAAUAAUUAACAUUGCAACAUGCAUCUGUGCUUCAAAUGUUAGGGUCAUUUCUGUGUAGUUCUUUAAGAUGACCAUUUUGCAUUUAUGUACAGUUGAAGUUUCCUGAUGUAACUUUAAAAUAUGGCAGCAAUGUUCACAUGGUGACUUUUUUUCCCAAGAACAUUGUGAAAAUGUAUUGGAUUUUGUUGAUUAUUUGGCUAUUGUCAUCUUUUGUCAUCCUCAGGUUGUUCAUGAACUUCCAAAAAUAUAUAAUGAUUGAAUUAAAA